CAAAUAUCGUAUUAUAUCUGAUCCCCAGGAACUGGACCGUGAAAUUUCUUUGUGAAGCUUUUUUAAUCAUGGAGAACAGGUCCUAUAAGAUUAAAAUGAAUGGGAAUGGUAUCCAGACCAACGGAAUACAUGGAAAUGGUAUCCAUACCAACGGAAUAAAUGGGAAUGCGGUCCAUCAUGUCAGCGUUAAGGCUAGCAUCCAUCCCGCGAAGCUGAAGGCCCGUAGACAACGCUGGAAUGUCAAACCUUCCGAGAUGGCCAAGAACACUCUGAACCCCAUCCGUGCCAUUGUCGACGGCAUGAAGCUUACACCGAACCCUGAUAAGCCCAUGAUUGCCCUCUCCAUUGGUGACCCCACUGUGUUUGGGAACAUGCCCACGGAUGAUAAGGUUCUGCAAGCAAUGAAAGAUGCUAUUGAUUCACAAAAAUACAAUGGCUAUGCCCCCUCUGUUGGUUAUUACAAGAGCAGAGAGGCUGUUGCAAACUUCUACAGUGAGCCUGGAGCACCUCUUGAGGCUAAUGAUGUGAUUUUGACCAGUGGCUGCAGCCAGGCCAUUGAAUUGGCCAUCAACGUGUUGUGUAACCCUGGUGAUAACAUCUUAGUCCCCUGUCCAGGAUUCUCCCUGUAUAAGACACUGGCCGUGUCUAUGGGCAUUAAAGUCAAACUCUAUAACCUGCUGCCCGAGAAAUCUUGGGAAGUUGAUCUUCAGCAUCUGGAGAGUUUGAUCGAUGACAGAACUGCUUGCAUGAUCCUCACCAACCCCUCCAACCCCUGUGGCUCUGUCUACAGCAAGGAGCAUCUGCAGAGUUUACUCUCAAUUGCCUCAAGAUACUGCAUACCUAUUCUUGCCGAUGAAAUCUACGGAGACAUGGUGUUUCCAGGAUGCACCUUCCACUCCCUGGCUCCUCUCAGCAGUGAUGUGCCUAUUCUGUCCUGUGGAGGCCUGGCCAAGCGCUGGCUUGUGCCUGGCUGGAGAAUGGGUUGGAUCCUAAUUCAUGACCGCAAUGAUGUCUUUGGAUCAGAGAUCAGAGAGGGGCUUGUAAAGCUAAGCCAGCGUAUUCUGGGAGCAUGCACUGUGGUCCAGGGGGCGCUAGAGAGCAUUCUUAAUGACACACCACAGGAGUUUUAUCAAAGCACCAUCAAUUUCAUCAAGACCAACGCAGAGAUCUGUUUCUCUGAGCUGUCCACUGUGCCUGGGUUAAAUCCUGUAAUGCCAUCAGGAGCUAUGUAUCUUAUGGUGGGAAUUGAAAUGGAGCACUUUCCAGAGUUCCAGAAUGAUGUGGAAUUCACUGAACGCUUGGUCACAGAGCAGUCUGUUUUCUGCUUGCCUGCCACGGCAUUUGAGUAUCCGAAUUUCUUCCGGGUUGUUGUGACCGUUCCGGAGAAGAUGAUGGUGGAGGCAUGUGAACGGAUUCGGGAAUUCUGUGCUCGCCACUAUCGGCCACGCAGUCAAGAUAGCAAUGAGUUGGAUCAAUGAGAGACACAGAGAGAGAGAGAGAGAGAGAGAGAGAGUGAGAGAGAGAGAGAAGGAAUGAGAAAGAGACAAUUUUGAGAAAGGGAAAUGUGAUAUAGAUUGAACAGAUGUAGAGAAAUGCAUGACACACCAGAGAACGUUUUGAAAGUAUUGAAAGUAAUGAAAGUUCUUGUUUUUUAAAAAACAGGUUUGAUAUUUAUAUUUUUUUGUAUAAACAGCGGGUGGGGGGAGUCUGUCUCGUCUUUUGUAACAGUUCUCAUCAUUUUAAGCUUUUAUAACCGCAAUUAUGUUGUUAAAAAAAAGAAAAGAAUAGAAAAAUGCUCUUUUCUUUUUUUGUGUCCCCAUGGAGCCCUCAUAACCAGACUUCCGCCCAUUGGGAAAUGGUUAGCUUUGGGAUAAAGGGCUAUUGAGGACAUAACGGGAAUUUGAAGACAUUUUGAUUUGAUAGAGCAUCACCGUUACUCUGUGUAUCUGUUCGCACAUAUGUGUAACUCUAAUUUGUAACUCUAGCCUUAGAGUUUCUCAGUGAAACCAAGGGGUUAAAGUCUAUCCGUCAAUUUGCAUGUUAAACGACUCUGUGUAGAAAUUUUUUUAGACUAAAACUUCUGUGCAUUCCUCUUGAUUUUGUAUUAUAUUUUGUGUCCUCUAUUAUGUAACAAAUCUAUUUAAAUAAACUGAAAUCUUUACAAACAUA
Molecule: messenger RNA, 2169 nt
Organism: Chanos chanos (milkfish)
Lineage: Eukaryota; Metazoa; Chordata; Actinopteri; Gonorynchiformes; Chanidae
Gene: tat
Product: tyrosine aminotransferase
Exons: 12
Coding region: 69-1478 (469 amino acids)
Biological process (GO): L-phenylalanine catabolic process; biosynthetic process; L-tyrosine catabolic process
Molecular function (GO): L-tyrosine:2-oxoglutarate transaminase activity; pyridoxal phosphate binding
Source: RefSeq, a predicted model, not a curated record